Molecule: messenger RNA, 2046 nt
Organism: Ochotona curzoniae (black-lipped pika)
Lineage: Eukaryota; Metazoa; Chordata; Mammalia; Lagomorpha; Ochotonidae
Gene: CENPT
Product: centromere protein T
Exons: 14
Coding region: 1-2046 (681 amino acids)
Biological process (GO): chromosome segregation; kinetochore assembly; mitotic cell cycle
Cellular component (GO): kinetochore
Molecular function (GO): protein heterodimerization activity; DNA binding
Source: RefSeq, a predicted model, not a curated record
AUGGCUGCGCCGCGCCGCCCCGCACGGCCCCUCCGGCCUUCUGCGCCCUUCGACGGUCAGGUCGGUCCCGCCGCUGCCCGGCAGCCCGACCCUCCGUCGGGCGGCGCCGCACGAGACUUUAAGACGGCCUCCCACUCGCGCCGCCUGCCACACCUGCCCGGCGGCCCGUGCCCACAAGACGCUUCCAGCCGGCCCGCGCUGCGCCGCUCGCCCAGCCGCCCGCCUGCGCUCGGGAGUCGGCCCCGGGGACGCCGCCAAGGACCGCCUGAGAAGAAGGACUACGCCCCCCACAAUGCACCGCGCCACGCGGUGCUCACUUCCGGAGAAGGGAGCGAGAACUACGAUUCCCGUGAGGCUGUGCGGCCUUUGUCGCGAGAGUUAUCUAAACCUGGGUGGCGGGAAGGCGGCGGCGGCGGCGUCAGCUGCCUGGACAGUUGGACGGCUAGUCGGUGUGAGAGGAUGGCUGACAGCUACAGUCCGAACAGCGAGCCUACGACGCGCACUCUGCUGCGGCGCGUGUUGGAUACAGCCGACUCGCGCUCCCCGCGGCGUCGCUCGAGUGUUCGGGCUGGGACCCAGAGAACCCUGCCUAAAACCCCUUUGUCUUGGAGGCUGCGCAGCCAAACCAAACCAACAACCAAAAGACGCUCCCAUGGAACUAAGUCCGUGGGCAGGCCAGUUCAUAGCCAAGCCAGGAGACACCUGGAGGAACAGACACCCCGGACUCUGUUCCAGAAUAUCUUGCGGACAGCCCCAGAAUCCUCUAUCCUGAAGCCAGAGUCAACAGGGAAGCCUGUGCCGGCACCCACAGCCGCCCAGCCCUCAAGACGGGAAAGCAGUCGGGGCAGCCUGGAACUGCAACUUCCGGAGCUUGAGCCCUCUACCAGUCCGGCUCCGGCUCUGCUGGCUCCUGGCAGGAGGAAGCAAAGGGUGCGGCUGUCCAUGUUUGAACGACAAGUGGACCAAGGUCAGCCUGUUGCCCAAGAGCCUCAGGAGACUGCAGAUGCGUCCUCCCUCACCAGCUCCCUGAACCUGACCUUUGCCACCCCUCUUCAGCCGCAGUCUGUGAAGAGACCGGGCCUCGCCCGCAAGCCUCCGCCACGCCGUGCUGUGGAUGUGGGGCUCCUUUUGCAGGAUCUGCAAGAUGCCUCCUUUGCUCCUACAGGUAACAGCCUCAGAACCUCUGUGACCACUGUGCCGACAGACAUUGUGUUGGAGGACACCCAACCCUUCUCCCAGCCCUUGGCUGGCCAUUCCCCUGGUGUGCCUCACUUCCUUCCCCAUCCCUCUCACAAUGAGAAUGAAGAUGCUGAGAGGACUACGUCCCACCGGACACAGAGCAGUCGGCUCGGGCUGCAGAGUGAUGAACUUCAGCCUUGGCCUGCUGCUACUCCAGAGGUGACAGAAGCAGUGGGAUCCCAAGAUGCAGCAGAAGCCGAGGAGCUGGAUGUGUCUUCAGGAGAGGAGGACCCCUCCAAUAGCACAGCAGGUCCAGAGAUGGCCUCCAGCAGUCCCAGGUCUUUCCAAGCUGAGCAGCCUCCUCGGUUUGCUGAGCCACCGCGACUGCCUGAUGAGCCAGCAAAGCUUGCCUUUGAAUCAGGGCCUUUGCAGACAGCAUUUCAGCCAGCUCUAUCCACUCCUGCUCCCAGCAGACCUUCCCAGGCUGUGCCAGCCAGGCCUCCUCCCAGGCUCCGAGCUGCUGGCCACAGGCCCCGUCCAGAUCCAUACAAGACUGGAUUGAAACAUUACAUAAAACUCUUCAACUUCUACGCUAAGAUGCCCAUGGAGAAGGCAGCCCUUGGAAUGGUAGAGAAAUGCCUAGACAAAUAUUUUCAGCACCUCUGCGAUGACCUGGAGGUAUUUGCUGCUCAUGCUGGCCGCAAGACGGUGAAGCCAGAGGAUUUGGAGCUGCUGAUGCGACGGCAGGGCCUGGUCACUGACCGAGUCUCACUGCACGUGCUUGUGGAGCGGCACCUGCCGCUGGAGUACCGGCAGCUGCUCAUCCCCUGUGCAUUCAGUGGCAAUUCUGUCUUCCCAGCCCAGUAG